Molecule: messenger RNA, 8627 nt
Organism: Bemisia tabaci
Lineage: Eukaryota; Metazoa; Arthropoda; Insecta; Hemiptera; Aleyrodidae
Source: RefSeq, a predicted model, not a curated record
UUUUUUCAUUCCUGAUAUGUUAUGAAAACUUUAAUGCUGGUUACAGCUGCGAAUUCUUUAGUUCAAGUGAAAUACCCGUUUUAAAAGAACAAUUUUGGGUAAUGACACUUAGUGUUAUAAACGUGCUUUAAGGUGUUAAAGACGGAGCCUCUCAUAUAUUUUAUAUACAAUUUUAUCUAUCAGAAUCCAUCGCAGCAAAGUGGAAAUUCUUGCAUCCUCAAGGAAAAUCUCCAUUGAAAAGUUGUAAUUGCGAAAACAAAGUCAUCCGUGCCGCCAGGCAAGAACAUUUGCAUCGUUGAAAAUUUCAGUCUAAUAAAAUGUGUGACACAAAAAAGUUUUGCCGUGAAGCAGCCAAAAGGCGAGCUUUCCAAAUCAUGAGUCAGAGAAUUUCUUCUAAAAAGCGAGCCAUAAAAAAAUGGAAAAUUAAAAAUUUUGUUCGCAAAUCCUCUGCCAAAAAAACAACACCGCAAAAACGUACUAAGAGGCAAAAUACUCGGAAAGCCUCCAGAAAAUGGAACAUUAAAAACUUUAUUUUGAAACCUAAAUCGAACUGUUCGGAUUUGGGGAUCUCUGAGCCCAAAAACAGUGCUAAAAAUAAGGGAAUUGUUGGAAAAAAGAGGGAAGUACAGCCAAAGGCAGAGUUUCCAAAACCCUCUGUCCAGCAGUUGAACACACCACAAAUCAACAACAGCACCGAAGCUCCGCAAGUACCAAAAAAACUGUCAACGGUCAAAAAAAAAAGGAAGUGGGAUUUGAAAAACUUCAUCAUGAAGUCACCUCCUCGGCAACAUUAUUUUCAGGAAAUGCCCAGUGCCAGAAUUCUCCCCAGAAAGACCCCUCUACCUUUCCAGCCGGUUGUAAAGCUUAGACAUCAUGAUGUUUUAUGGGAUAGCAAAAUUCGCAGCAGAACAGGGCUUUCAUUGAAAAAGUGGGAGGAGUACUAUAGAAGGGGAAAUGUCACUGUUGCUACGGAUUCAAUAUUACCCAAGGAAAAGCCUCAUGCACAGAAAAGAAAGAGACAGGAUGAAGAAAAGAAUUUGCUAGAAAUUUAUGGCAAUCCUUUAAAAAAAGUCAAGAGAAAAGAAACAUUGGAUCUCUUUUUGAGCUGUUUCGGUCCUGAUAGUGAAACAGACAGUGUGUAUGAAGAAUGGUCCAGAACCAAGAAGAAAGUUUCAGGUAUCAAAAGUCGCGACAUCAAAAGUAUUCAUCAAAAGUCCUCUUCCACAUCUUGCAGGCAGCAUCAAUCGACCAUCAAGCGAACCAGUGAAGCAUCAACGAAAAAGAGUUUUAAUUCUGUCAGUGCUGGUUCAACUUCAGCUCACAAACCUAAAUCCUAUCAGAGUAAAUCAAGGCAUUCAGAUGAGUCUCCACAAGUUAAUCCAAAAACAGAAAAGGAAGUAUCCAGCAUAAAAAGCCACAAGAUCUCCUCUAAAUCUAGUGAACAGCCUAGUCAUGUGCCGUUUACAAGUCUUAUUAAAGGCUCAUCAAUCUUUAAAGAAGUCAAAGAUCCCAACAGAAAAAGCCAAGAAUCUUGCCAAAAUGUUGAUAGUGUUGCUAUUAAUAGUGAAAAAUUCAUGAAUGAAGCAGUCGCUGCGAAGCAUCACGCCCCCUCACUGAAAGAAGCAGUCGUCAACAAUGAAGCACAAGGAAAAAUAAUUAAUCAAAGUAUCAAGGAGGUUUCUUGUAUCAAUAUAUUGUCCCCUCCUUUUGAUCAACCCCCUUUAAGUCAACAAAAUGACACCAUUGAAGCAUCAACCCAAAAAACCGCUCUCUCCUUUUGUACUGGGUCCCCUUCUGCUCAUAGAACAGAAUCAUCUCAGAAUCAAACAAUGGAGAUGAAUGAGUCUUUCCCAGUCUGUUCAGCAUCAUUAAGUCAACAAAAUGAAAGCAGUGAAGCAUCAACUGAUCAGAGUUCAAAUGAGCUUGUCAUUCACACUGAGCCGACUCAAAUUUUAAGUCAACAAAAUGACACCAGUGAAGCAUCAACCCAAAAAACCGCUCUCUCCGUUUGUACUGGGUCCCCUUCUGCUCAUAGAACAGAAUCAUCUCAGAAUCAAACAAUGGAGAUGAAUGAGUCUUUCCCAGUCUGUUCAGCAUCAUUAAGUCAACAAAAUGAAAGCAGUGAAGCAUCAACUGACCAGAGUUCAAAUGAGCUUGUCAUUCACACUGAGCCGACUCAAAUUUUGCCCAAUCUAAGUUACAAGGAACUCUCCUCUCAUAUAACUGAUGCCAUAAUUCAGAAGGUAUCUUGUCAAGCCAAACUUACUGACAACAAAGAGUUGCAGGAGAUAGUUACCGAUAUGUCAACAGCACGAGAGAAGGGUGGUGAUUUGAAAACUUUACUCCAUAAAAUUCAAAAAAUAAUUGAUAAGCCCUUGCUGGAAAAGUUUGACAAUGAUUUUAUAGUGAAGUUUCAUGAAGAAUAUAAGUCAUGGGCUAUAGAUGAGAAAAACAGCAAGGCUCAAAGUGAUUUCAUUCUCAAUAUGAAGCAUCCAAUCUAUGUUUUGAAAAAUAUUAAGAAUAACAACAUGCUAUCUAAGAAUGAAAAAUUGCAAAUGACAAACCAGAAAUCGAAUGAAAUUGUAAACAUCUGUAAACUUCUGCCCCGAAUUUUUACUCCAGUCUUGAGUCAUGAUAGUUUUCCAUUAUUUGUGCUGAUCUUCACCUUACGCACCUAUCUAACUAUAUUCAUGGUUGAUUUUAAAACAGGUCGUCUAGAUAUAGAUGAUCUGAAUCUCCUAAGGUCAACCCUAAAGGUUGGUCUGGGUAAAUUAAGUAUUGGCGAUCUUACGGCUAAGAUACUCUUCAAAAUGCUGAAGAAUGACUCAUUUAUAGACUCUUGCCACCAUAUCUGGUUUGUCAUGGAUCUAAGUCAAAAAUUGAACUCUGUCAACUGCUACACUGACUUCACAUGCGAAAAUACGAAUGACAUCUCAUCAGAGGCGCCUCAGAGAAAUAAUAAAGUUGUUACCUCCUCUGCAUCCCCACCACGCAGUAGCGAAUCGCAACUGGAUAGUAUCGUUGUGAAUACCAACCUAUCAUUAGAUUCUAACAGGUCGACAACAGUGAGUUCCACCGCUCCAAAAAUUUCCAGCAUUCUGAAUAGCAACUCCUGUAGCAAACCCCUCGGAGGAGUGCCAAUUUCAGAAGCUGCCACUAAGACAGAACGCAACCGCAAACAAAAUGGUAGUAGAGGUCAAUCUAACCUGCAAGCAUCAAAGCAGACCCUUGUAAAUCAUGAGGAUUUGCGAAGGAAACGGGCAAAUAAAGGAAUUUUAAUAUAUCCCUCAUCAAUGCAGGAAUGUGGAAACUUUAUCGAAUCAACUCCUGUACCAAAAAAUAUCCGCCCAAAAACAAACUUGCAAAGUUUUGCACCGUCAUCGUCAUCGCCUACUGGAGAAUCUCAGAAAGAAAAUUUUCCCAACCAUCAUGUGUGCACCACUCAGCAUCUGCGAUCCCUCAAUACCAAGUCAUCAGAAAAUUCAAAUGCAUGCCAAUAUUUUGUUGACGCAACCUUGUCAGGCAAACAGAAUCCUGAACGUACGGAGUUCGCAAAUCCAUCUUCUAACUCAGCAGCACCUAAUGUAUUCUUAGCCCAAUCACCUUUGCAACCGCUUUCCUUGCACAAAUCAUCGAGUCCAAACCUUCAAGAUGGGUCUAUUAGCAGGGGUAGUUCUACUGGCCCAGUGUCUACCUUUGGUACUUUGGGACCAACCACCAUAAAUAACCUGCCCAUGGCUCCUAUUGUACAGAACAACAACUAUAUAAAUCAAACAACUGUGAUCCAAAUCAAUCCUGCAUCAAAUUAUAAUUGGGGUCAAAUGCAGCAACAGGUGCAGCUUCCACCUGUGAACCAUACUGUCUAUCCUCCGCAAUACACUCCAAAUAGCCAGGUGGUGUGGACUUAUCAGCAGCAGAUAGCUCCCACAAGUGCUCAAAUUAUCGGGAACCCUCAACAUUUUCCUCCUAGUUCAUCUUACAAUUCCACUAUAGCAACAGCCCCCAAUAAAUCCACCUCUAAUUACUAUGUCCAAUCUCAUCAAAUUAAUUUAUUGCAGAGUAAUGGAACAAAUUUUACUCAAACACAAAGCAGUUCACCCAGUAUUGUGUUAAAUUUGCUUUCAAAACCAGUGAAUACGAAUUUUUCCUCAAGUCAAUCUGGAAAAGUUGAAAGAAUUCCACCUGUGAGGGUUGAUAAAGGGAAAUCAUCGUCGGUCUUCUCCACAGGGGGCCAAAGUCUGGCAGCCUUGCCGAUCAAUAAUCCCAUCCAUGAGAAUAGCAGAAUAACACUACCUCAAGCACCAAGCAGUUUACGUGAUAUUUCAAAAUCAUUAGCUACAAGGCAACCUGAUAGUGCAGGCUUUUCGAUCAAUAAUACCAUCAAUGCGAAUAGCAGAAUAACACCACCUCAAGCACAAAGCAGUUUACCUGAUACUUCAAAAUCAACAGCUACAAAGCUACCUGAUAGUGGAGUUCAUGAAAAAAGUGCUCUUGUUGAUCAGACAAUAACCUUGACAGGUCAAGAUGGAAUACCAUUUGUUAUUCAUGUGAAGUCAGCUGAGAAUUUGACGACUGUCUCUGAAAUUUCUGGUGUCAAUACAGGCAAAAGACAGCGUGUUAAAUACACUAAACGUGGACUUCCAGAUCAGAUGGAGAUCAUCAAAUGGAAAAAUAAAUCCCUGGGGAAAUUCAUGAGGAAGGGGAAAACUAAACUUAUCCCGACACCUGACUCUGUCAAGUCCCAGGCACCCUCAGUAUGUGAUGUAAAGACCAACUCAUGCAAAGAUCCCCGUCCACGUGUAAAGUACACCGAACGUCGACCGCCAGAUCAAGUGAGGAGGAAUCCUUCGCUAGGAAAAUUCAUGAAGAGGCGCAAAACUGAACCUACUCCACGCCCAGAUUUCGUUCAGGCUCAUUCUCCUGCAUUGAGUGAGGGAAGGUCAAACUCAACCUGGGAUUCAACGGCUGACCUUGAUAAUCUGUUGAUCAUUGAGGAGUCCUCACCCAUUAGCUCGAGCGAUAGAGAAUCUACGGCAACAACCAAAUCUGUGGUGGCUGAUAGUGAUAGAGUGUCAAAUACCCUCCAAGAAAUAUCAUCUGAUAAUUUUUGUGAAGAUGGUGUUUUAGAGACUCCAAAUAACUCAGAAAAAAUCAUUAAAAGUAAUGGACUUACCUACAGACUUGAGCAAAACGGGACUGCAGGAAAAACUUUGAAAGGGAAUUCGGUCUCCUUAAAAACUCAAACGGAGAGGUCUCUAAUGAAUGACAAAGGUGAAGAGAAUGGAAAUCAAAGAAAAGAUUCUUGUGAACCAUUCCCAUCAUCGGCAACUGGCACAAUCACAUCCUGUACUUUAAUGGAAGGUGACUCUGUUGAAAAUGGUGCAAAUGAAUUGAACAAAGCAAAAGACACACUGGCUUCAGCGACAAGUGUUGCUAAACAUAAACUACCAGCAUCAAUUGCAAGACCAGCCUCUGUUUUUGGGAAAAGAAUAGGAAAACAAAAGAAAAACGAUUCAGUGUCUGUCAAUAGAACUCCUGUGUACCAGGUUGUCAAUGAUGUUGACAAUGCACUGAAGGUGCGUUUUGAGCUGAAGAAAUUCGAUAACCAUGGUAAUACUGGCAAACCACGAAGAGCCUCAGACACCAUUAUUGAGGACUCAUCUACUUCUACCUCCAAUAGCAAGGAUCAUUUGGGCAAUAGUACCAGCAAACCGUUACAUGGAAAAUUCAGUCGAAGAUAUUCAGAUACUAGUCUUAGAAAGGAAAGGACCAUUGAUGUAGAUACAUUUUUACAGAGAUCCUAUGAAGAAAUCGAAAAUGAUGUCAUCUCUAUGUAUUUGAAAAAUUGUGAGGGUGAUCGAUGCCUUGACCGAAAAACUUUGCUCAGUAAAAUACUAGCAAAUUGGAAAAACCAGCCCAUUGACCACAUUUACGAAUGGCUUCGAAAUCAAGAGCCGUUCAAGGCAAAUCAUGAGGCAGACAUCUCUUGCUCUAAAAAUCAGAUGAAAGUGUGCAGCAACAUUGCAUGUGGGAAAGCGCUGGUUGGUCCUAUUAACCCAUGUGCUGGAUGCAACAAAGUAUUUUAUUGCUCCAGCACCUGCAGGGAUGUGGACUUUCAGCAGAGCCACUGCAAUGUAUGUGAAAGCGACAUUUUUAUUUGACCAAUUUUCAUCAUUAAAUUUGAGUCCACGUAUAUUUUUUAACGUCAUAUUAAUCAUCACGUCUAAUUCAAUUUUUUGUAAUUUCCCUUGUCUCAUGUCUGCGCAGAAUCAAUUUCGUAAAUUUAUACUGUAAAAAGUGUGCCUUUAAAAUUAAUGUAUAGUACCCCUCUUGCACUUAUUGUUUUGAGUCAAUUCGAUUUAAUGCUAAAAUUGGUUAUUAUUAUUCUAUUGAAUUGGCUCGAAACAUGCUGUAGAGAAGCUUACUUAUAGGUAUUUUAUAACUUUUUUAAUGUUUUGUGUUCAGUUGAUGUGGACCUAAGAGAUGGAUUCUUCCCAGAAGGAUCCGCAUUUUGCAACAAUGAACUUGUAUUUUUGGUUCAUUUUAGAAACAUCAUAUUUACCAUUGGUUUCUGUACGCAGAUAGUGUUUUUAUGGAUGAACCCAAAAUAGUAUGCAGCUCUUUAUUGCAUAAUGUACUCUGAAUAGUGUAAGUAAAACUAUGCAGUUUUUUACUCAGUGCUCAAGUUUAAUUUUACUUGUGAUAUGUCACUGCUUGAUUCAAACUUACGCUUUGGGCAUAUCCUAAACAUUUAAUAGACUCUUUAAUUCCCUAUAUUGGUAUAGAAACUUUUCUUUAGAUUCAAACAAUGACAAUACUUUGAUAGGGAAUAAUUUAAUUUAUUUUAUACAUUGGGUAUCUACCCAGGAUUGAGAUGAUGUCUUACCAUUAUCAUUUAAUUUAUAGGGUAUCCUUUUGUUUAUGGUUAUAUCAUGUUUGUCCAUUUUUAGCUUUACGUACAUUAAUUACAUGAAAGAACAAUUAAUCAAUAAACAUGCUCAGAUAUAAUUUAGCCAGUCUGAACAUGGAGGCGAGCAAGCACAUAAAAUCCCGAGACUUAAUGGGUGGAGAAUUAUUUUAAGCUUUUUUUUUGGUGUCCAACUUUCUCUUUGCUGACCCUAGAGGUGAGGUCUCGGCACCCAUAAUGUCUUUGGGUACUAGGCUAGUCAUUAAUUCAAUUGUUAUCUCAUCCACAAAGUUGGAGAAACUUACAGGAACUCUUUUGAAAAAGAAUGUAAUUUCAACCCCAACAAUAGAUGUGAAAAAUUCUGCAUUCAAUCCCGGAUGAAAUAAUUUAUUUUACCAUUAUUGUUAAUAGUUUCAGAAAUUAAUAUUUGUUGUAUUUUUAUAUAUUAAUUGUCCUUCCUUUUCUGUUCUGGUGUUGCUUUAUUUGUGAAACAAGAUGUGAAUAUCAGCUGCCACUCCCACACAAAGAUGAAAAUAUUAAUUUCUUUUGACCAGAACCAGCUGAAUUGAAUUGCUUUUUGCCUGACUUUCUCCCAUGUUCAUUUUUUUAAUCAAGGAGCUAAACAAUAUAAAAUCUAGAAUAUGAUAAGUAUAUUGUAUAAUUUUUAUCAGUAAAUAUUUUAUCAUUUUCUGUAUUACAUAUUAGAUAUUGUGUAAAGUAUAUUUUUAGAUCACAUAAUUAUAGAAAGAAGAAUAUUUUACUAUUUGAAACGUAAAAUGUGAGAGGUAAUCAGGCAAUAUCCGAUUCAGUCAGGCUAAUUCUGAUCAAAUCUGUCCAAGUAAUAGAAGUUUUCAAUGGCCACUUUAAACGCACUGUUUCAUAUUCUGUUCUUGUUUGGCUAAUAUCUGCAACAUGUUGUUGAAAAUGAAUGAUCCUACAUGCUCUCCUUGAGCACAACUCAACCAAUUUUUUGUACACUGCAAUAAGAACACAUCUACAAAUUCAUUGCAAAAUAGAAAUUAAUAUGUAACUUUUGAUUAUAAAAAAGUCUGGCGACCAAGGUAUGCUUUAUGAAGAUUUUGGAGGUCAAGAAACAAAAUUGCAACAUUGUUACAAAGCUGCCAAGAAAUCAGUUCAUUUCCUCCGAGUUGAAUUAUGUGGAUGUGGCCCUAUGGCAUAGAUUUGUUCAUUUGUUUCUCUAUCGUGUAUGAUUUAUUUUUUCCUUCUUUCUCUAUCACUCUAUAACAAUUGUCUAUGUAAUGACAGGGUUGCCACAGUUGGAGAAUUUUGGGAAAAGUCAGGGAUUUCAAAAAGACGGGAAUGUCAAGGAAAACGAUGAAAGUUUCCGGGAAAAUUAUUUUAGUUGUCUUCAUUUGCCUUCUAGAAAGGUUUGACAUUCCUGGCAUCUUUUGUAUGAAAUCAAAUUCCAUCCCGUCUUUUAAAUCAUCCCGCAUAACUUUUAAUGUCGGUGGAUUUUGCCAUUAUGUAUCAAGAAAAUCACAGAAUGUCAGGGAAUUUCAUUUUCUAAAUUCUGUGGCAACUCUGUAAUGACCCCAUGACCUAUUUUUUGACUUGUUGUGUCAUUGUGUAAUGUAUAAAUUUUAACUUAUGUUUUUACUGCCCAAUAAUUUUUGUUUUUAUAAAUGCAUGACGUUUCAUUAUUUUGUUGUUAAAAAGAAAUGAGAAAAAAUAAAAUAAAAAAAUAUUUUUGUACAUAAAA